Messenger RNA from Pollicipes pollicipes, 1284 nucleotides. RefSeq names its product potassium channel subfamily K member 18-like. Gene Ontology annotation, biological process: potassium ion transmembrane transport; stabilization of membrane potential. Gene Ontology annotation, molecular function: outward rectifier potassium channel activity; potassium ion leak channel activity. NCBI's taxonomy places the organism in Eukaryota, Metazoa, Arthropoda, Thecostraca, Pollicipedomorpha, Pollicipedidae. The record is from RefSeq and is a predicted model, not a curated record. Gene Ontology annotation, cellular component: plasma membrane.
GGCGGGGGCACGGCGGCACGGUGAGGAGCGCGAUGACCAUAGAAGAAGCACGACCGCCGGCCGGCGACACGAGGCCAGCUGCCAGGAAUAUCCGGUUAUUUUACACCGACAAAUCGAGCCUAGUGUGUACACCUCUGUCGCAGUCCUCGGUGGCUUGAGCGCCGAAGUCGCCGGUAGAUGUCACCGUUCGAAGAAGUGGCAGUGCGGCAGCCGCGCCGUCCUCGUCGCUGCGCAGGCUGCUGCCAGAAAGUGUGGGGCACCAUCUGCUCUAACUUCGGCAUCUGCCUCAUCAUGGGCUACAUCGUAAUGGGCGCCUUCAUCUUCACGCACGUGGAGGGAGGCCAUGAAGCCUCGCAGAGGACGCGUGUUGAGGAAGAGAUACGCUCAGUGCACAAAACUGUGCGGCGGUCGCGACUGAACACAGUGGAAAAACUAUGGAAUAUCACCGUGGCCCUGAACGUGCUUCACAAAGAAAACUGGACCCACCUGAUGUCCAAUGAGCUAAAGAAGUUCCAAUCUGAACUUAUCCAGGCAUCCAGGAAAAACCACACGCAGCCUGGGAGAGAGCAGUGGGGUUUCUUUGGGUCAUUUCUCUACUCGCUCACCAUCAUCACCACGAUAGGUUAUGGCACGUGCUCUCCUAAGACAGACGCCGGGAAGCUGCUCACCAUCGCCUACGCGGUGAUGGGGAUCCCGCUCAUGCUACUCUACCUCUCCAACGUCGGAGACAUAAUGGCGCGCUGCUUCAAGAUGGCGUUCGGCGGGCGAUGCAUCUGUGCGGGGCGGCCCACCGAGAGUCCGCCGGCCUCCAGCGGCCACCUCCACCGACCGGACACGCCACAGACGGCGCUCAACCACGUGGACGGCGAGCUGAAGCGGGGCUCGGAGCCGCCCUGGCCGGGCCCGCCCUGGGACGAGGCUGGUCCGCUGCUAACGCCGGCAGAGCCCCGCGCGCCUCUGCUGCCCUUCUGCUUUUGCCUGGUCGCCAUCGUGGGCUACAUCCUGGCCGGUGGCUACCUGCUGACGCUGUGGGAAGACUGGAGCUACAUGGACGGCGCCUUCUUUUGCUUCGUUAGCCUAAGCACGAUCGGGUUCGGCGAGCUGACGCCCGGCUCGUCGCAGCUGGCGGCGGCGCUGUAUCUGCUGCUGGGCAUGGCGCUGAUCGCCGUCUGCUGCAGCCUGCUGCAGGAGCAGCUGGUGGCGCUAGCCGGCUGCCUGGCGCGCCUGCUCGACCUGCUGCCUGACGAGGCUGACGAGCGCGACGGUGACGAGCUGGCCAGCUGA